AUGUUUCGGCGAGCAGUGGUUGUCUUCGCCAUCCUCGCCGCACUCGUUGGUGUCUUUGUUGCCGGACAGACUGCUCAAGAAGACCAAGCGUUUGUCAGUGGCCGCAACAACACGGUUCUUAUCCUCGCCGACAGCCAUCACGGGCUGUGUAACGCACAUCUGGCCACAGUCUCGGCACUGGUAGAGAACCAUCCGUUGGGUGAGGUGCACUAUGCUUCCUUCUCCGGCAUGGCAUCGGACAUUGAGCGCAUCUCGAAGAAUGCCAGAGCAUUCAAUCCAGAUGCAAAGACACACUGGCACCAAUUCGACGGCCCGAGCAUCGUGGACGAGAUCAAGGCGGCGGGCGGCUUGCUGGAGAUUGUGACACCGCCGGGACUGCCUGGGCUGAAGGCGUUUGCAAAGAUGAUCCCAUUCUUCAUGACGGCAUGGUCAGACGAGGCACAUCUGAGCCUGUAUCAACAGACUGUGGAUAUUAUCCAAAAGGUUGAUCCUGUUGUCGUGAUCCUCGAUUCGUUGCUCCGACCAAGUAUCGAUGCUACUGUGAAUCUCAAUCGCACGCGCGCUUACAUCACUCCGAAUGCGUUGGCAGACCUCUUGAGCCCCGUACAGCCCCGAGGAGCGCACUUUCGGAGAUAUCCUGGGAUUGCUUCGGGUCUUCCUUUCCCUGUCCCCUGGAAAGACAUCCCGUCCAACAUGUAUCAGCAACUGUACUUCAUCAUCAACUACCUCAUGUCUUCAACCAUAAAGAACAAGCGCUCCUCGCUCCAGGCGUAG
Messenger RNA from Trichoderma aggressivum f. europaeum, 774 nucleotides. RefSeq lists its product as uncharacterized. The transcript has 2 exons. The coding region runs from base 1 to 774 and encodes 257 amino acids. The record is from RefSeq and is a predicted model, not a curated record. Lineage: Eukaryota; Fungi; Ascomycota; Sordariomycetes; Hypocreales; Hypocreaceae.